Molecule: messenger RNA, 2084 nt
Organism: Agrilus planipennis (emerald ash borer)
Lineage: Eukaryota; Metazoa; Arthropoda; Insecta; Coleoptera; Buprestidae
Exons: 4
Coding region: 255-1736 (493 amino acids)
Cellular component (GO): endoplasmic reticulum; membrane
Molecular function (GO): chloride channel activity
Source: RefSeq, a predicted model, not a curated record
UAUAGUUCAAUAUCUGUUUGUCGGUUUGUUGCGCAUACGCUAGGAUUCGUCGUUGUUGGCGCGUAUAGUUAAGUUUACAUUUAUCAUCGUUUUAUAAAAAAAUAAACAAUUACGCAAUUAUUAUGUGAUGAGGAGGUUAUGGUCUUUGAUGAUAAUGUGGUGAUCAUACUUGUUAUGGGGUGUUCAUGAUACUUAUUAAUGUUGUUUACAAAACAACGGAAGUGUUCUAAUUCAAGGUUAUAAUAUUUUAAACUAUGACGCUGUUUCUAAUUUUUAUAUUGUUGAAAUGUUCAGUAAUUUCUUCGUCACAAAACACUCAAAACUGGAUUGAUCCUCAUGAAAUAGUUACAACGGAUACAAGUGUUUUUAAUCCAGAAAAACAGAGAUGUGUAUAUUCGUCAUCAUGUGCAGAAGAAAAGCUAAUAUUAACUCAUUACAAACGUUUGAUAAACUUGUUUCUAAAUUCUGUUACCGCUAACAGGGAUGACUAUUCUAAUUAUAGUGGUCAACUCACAAUUGAAAUGAGCACAAAUGAUUACAAUUAUCUUAAAAGUUUUGCCAAAAGUUCUGACAUUGAUGCAGCCUCUUUACGAAAAGUUGAUAGUAUUUUGACUAACAGUUUCGCAAAAUCUCCUCAAGAAUAUUUCUUUGAUUCAAUUGUAGGUUGGACAGACCAGUUAUAUUUUAAAUUUUACAAUAGAACUACUGGAAUUUUGUUGGUUUUAUUGUUUAUGUGUAUUAUAAGUUACAAACUUUUAAGAGCAAAAUUAAAUAUUUGGACUGUAAUUGGAUAUUUAAUAUUUAUAGGAUGGAUUGUAGAUUUUGCAUUUACUUGGAUGAAAUUGUAUCAGGAGGCUGAAAUAAAUAAAAUGGCAGAUUCACUGCGAUAUGGCUCUGUUCCAGCUAAUUGUGACCCUAACAAAAUGUCAAUUUGGAAUUACAUAUGGAGUACCUUAAGCACUGAUACCGAAUGUAGAAAUUACCAUCAUACAAUGUAUAAAGAUCACUUCUGGAGUAUAGCACCCUUAACUGUUUUCUCCCAUCAAUUUGGAAUUGUAAUUCUUACACCUGCAUCACUUAUUGGAAAAGCUCUUGGCUCAUUUUCUGUAGCAGUUUUAGAUGUAUUACCAUUUUAUGCUAAAAUUGUAGUCUUUCCUUUGCUACUUAUUUUUACUGCCAUACUUAUUUGCAUCAUAUUCUCGUUUCUCACAAAUACCUCAUUUGGCUUUAAUCUUUUACAUGUAAUACAAUUUAAUUUUGGAAACCAUGAAAGGAGAGUGAUAACAGAUUCAUUAUCUGGUGAAAAUUUAAGGCAUCUUCUUAAUACUAUACAAAGGAAUGCUAUUGAAAAUGUUGAAAUACAAAAUGUAAAUCUGUGCAGUGAUUCUUGCAAGAACUGCCAGACUAAAUUGAAGGAUGGUCAAAUUGUAGGUCCAUCAGAUUUAAAAUGUAUAGAAACCAGAAAUGGAGAAAGUGAAGAUGGCAGAUUAAAUGAUUUAAGUUGUAAUAACGAACAUACAUCCAAAAAUGUUUGUGAUGUUAAAUUGACUGACAUAGCAAACAAAAAAGACGACGGAUAUGGUAAUAAACUAAUUGAAGUAGCUUCUACAGAAAAUAUUUCUAAAGACAAAACUUCUGAGUUAUGUGAAGUGCCAGAAAAUUUAGAAAAUAUAGUAAGUUGUACUGGCUACAGUAUGAACAAAGAACAUAACAAAAUAUGUGAAAAAAAGGAAUAAAAAAUUAUAGAAUACCAGGAAAUGGUAGUGGUGAUAGAAAAUGAAAAAUUAAUGCAAAUGUAUUUUUAUUUGACAAUGAAAAGGCUUUUUUGCAUUACUAUAUUCUUUUAAGAUUGUACUAAGCUGAGUAACAUAAAUAAUGUACGAUUUUUAUAAAUGGAAGUAUUUAUAGGUCUGCAUUAAAAAUGAAAAUAAAAAAUUUUAUGUUAAAAUUGAUACGCAUAAAGGAGUUUCAAAGACUCAAAAACAUUUUCUUAAAAAUAGCUAUUCAUAUUUGUAUGCAGUAAUGUUCUUCGUGAUGUUUUUUUUAUUACUUAAUUCAAAUAGGCAAUCCUUGCAGCUAAUUUU